UGCAGUCUAGUCUUCCAACGUUAUUACGAGCUUAUUCAACAUCAACAGAAAAAGUGCUACAAGGAUGACUGCCAGGCGCAGGCGAAUGACAACAAGAUCGUUGAGGAGUCACUCACGGACGAGGAGAAGGCCCAGCUCAUCCAACAGACCGCUCUCGCCAGUAUAAGCGAUGCCAAACCAGCCGAUCUGGCGAAACUUCUCGGUGCGAGUAAAUCGAGUACUGAAGCGCUUCUGAAGCUGUGUGAAUCGGCAAACACCUCUCCGUCGUCUACGUUUCACAAGCGAUGCCCGUUUUGUGGGCUGUUGUUCCGUAGCCGUCAAUCACUCCAGGAGCAUAUCCCAGCGCGACAUCCCCAGCAACACUCGGUGACCCCGGUCGAUGUCGAUCUACUGCCAAAUGCUGAAGACGUAAGCGUCGCCACGUCAUCUACGAGCGACCUUCGACAGAAUAUCUCCGUUCCUGUUCAGGUUCCUGUCCUCAUUCCCCCCACCAACACCACCGAAAACAAAGAUCUCGCCGGUGCGCUUGAUCUGAGCAGUGCCUCUCAGGAACGCGACACCUUGUCGAUGUCACCGUUUCUGGGCCAAUCAGACGACGACCCGACAGAGUUCAUCGAGGAGAAUCCUGCUUCAUAUGCCGGUAGCUCGUCACAAUCUCGGUCACCGACUAGCAACAAGCGAUAUCGUACUCACCUCACUCCCACUCAAGUUCAUGUGAUGAAGAGCGUGUUCGGUGACUACAAAACUCCAUCGAUGACGGAAUGUGAGGCCCUGGGACGGGAAAUCGGGUUGCACAAGCGAGUGGUGCAGGUGUGGUUCCAAAACGCUCGAGCCAAGGAACGCAAGACACGGUCAGCCACCGGUGAGGAAGAGGUGAAUCGAUCGACGUCCACGUCCUGUACAAUGUGUGGUGUGGAAUAUGGCGGACGGAUAACGCUACAGGACCAUUUGUUCUCUCUGCAACAUCUGAACGGCCUCAAAGCGCAGCUCAGGGUUGACGCUGCUCCAGUGGAAACCCCGUCGGCCGCGUUCCCUAGUGAGAACGGUGGCGAACGGCGACCACAACCAGCAAGGCCAACCAAAACCACCGUGCCGUCACAAUUGAGCAGUCUUAAUCUAAACGGGUUCCCAUUCAGUUUCAUGAACGGGAUGAUGCCAGGAGCGCUUCCUCUGGUCUACGAUCCGGCUAUGUUCGGCACACCGGUGUCUAUGCUUCAGAUUCCUGACUCUGUAAAAAUGCGAAUUCAAAUCGGACAUCACUGCCGGUCUUUCCUCCACAAGAUUCACUCAAGAGAGUCAUCUGAAGUUGAUGAUUGCGAAAGAAACUGGACGCUGAAGAUGCUCGAACACUUUGCCACAAGGAAGUCGAGGUCGGGUGGGCAUCAGGAGGCUCUUUUGAAGAAUCACCAACGAACUGUCUGUCAAGGAACGGACGCGGUCUUCACACUGGUACAAAUUCAUUACGAGUGUACCGUAUGCUUGAGCAAAAUGGGUACGCAGGCUGAUUAUCGAUCGCAUUGUGAGAGCGCUGAACAUCGUGCGAACGUGCAGACCACCUCCAACACCAGUAGUACGUCUGCUCAA
Messenger RNA from Ostertagia ostertagi, 1584 nucleotides. NCBI's taxonomy places the organism in Eukaryota, Metazoa, Nematoda, Chromadorea, Rhabditida, Trichostrongylidae. The record is from the annotation of a GenBank genome assembly.